AUGUUCCAACUCCUAUUUACAUUAUGUGUCGGCGAGAUUUUAGCCGAAUAUACAAAUUGGACGCGCCUGGACAUUAAUGAAACCGAACGCAACUACCUGGACGCGACGGCCGAGCUGUACAAGGAGCUUUUUGAGACUCGAUUUUAUCGAAGAGAUCUAUCGCCGGUAUACUCGAAACAACCAGCGAAUUUGACGCAGAGUAACUACACGCGUUUUAACGUCGAAAUCGAGUUGGGGUAUUUGAAGAUUUUUGAGAUGAACGCGCAGAGUCAAACCGUAACAGUGAUGCUGGAAUUUAUUCAGUUUUGGGUGGACGCGAGGCUUUCCUGGGUUCCGGAAGACUACGAUGGUAUCAGAACGAUCUGGUUGGGCUACGACACGGUGUGGAUUCCGGAAUAUUCCGUGCUAGACGUAAGCGCGAUCAGCGAGGCUUGGCCGGAUUAUCGACGUCCGGUUCGGGUACAAUCUUCGGGUCGUGUAUUUUUGGAUACACAACAAAUUGUGACGAUUGCCUGCCCAAUGGAUCUUGGCACCUUCCCAUUUGAUUCCCAAAUGUGCCCAAUCAAUUUUGGCCUCCCCAGCUAUUUUGUGAACCAGAUCACAAUGACCGGCGCUCUCUUCGACUUUGACUACAAAACGCUUUCGGUA
Mesorhabditis spiculigera is the source of this 648-nucleotide messenger RNA. Lineage: Eukaryota; Metazoa; Nematoda; Chromadorea; Rhabditida; Rhabditidae. The record is from the annotation of a GenBank genome assembly.